UGUGAACGUCAAGAAAUGGGUGCGUUAAUCAGAUGUGCGAUUGUUUUGUUAACAGUCGCCACUAUGGUCAAUUUUAGGGUCUUGACCAGAGCGAUGUCUACCGUAGCGAAGUCCUUCGAGGCCAGCCAAGUGGUGCCUGAUGUUAUACCAAAAGCGCCGGCCGCUUUAUUGCAGGUGAAAUACCCAAGCGGAGUCGAAGUUAAAGAAGGUAAUGAGCUGACUCCAACUCAGGUGAAAGACGAGCCUUCAGUGAAAUGGGACGCGGAGCCAGGACAGUACUACACUCUGGCCAUGACCGACCCUGAUGCGCCGUCCCGUAAAGAACCCACAUUUCGCGAAUGGCACCACUGGCUGGUUGGCAACAUCCAGGGCAACGAGGUAAACUCCGGCGAAACUUUGUCCCAGUACGUGGGCUCUGGACCUCCGGAAAAGACAGGCCUGCACAGAUACGUGUUCCUCUUGUACAAACAACCAUCGAAGCUCACAUUCGACGAGCCGAGACUCACUAACACUUCGAGCGACAAACGUGCCAAUUUCAAAAUUGCCGAGUUCGCCAAGAAGUACAACCUAGGGGAUCCGAUUGCGGGCAACUUCUACGAAGCGCAGUAUGACGACUACGUCCCUAUUCUGUACAAGCAGCUCGGUGCUUAAAUACGCAUUUUUAUGUGUCGAUACGAUACGACAGGGACUCUUACUAAAAUCCUUUAUAGUACUUUCUAGGAUAGCUGUUUUCAAAGAUUCAAUAGACCAAGGGAACGUUUAUAUACUUUCUUAUCUAUUUAUAUAAAAAUGAAUUGCUGUUCGUUAGUCUCGCUAAAACUCGAGAACGGCUGGACCGAUUUGGCAAAUUUUGGUCUUGAAUUAUUUGUGGAAGUCCAGAGAAGGUUUAAAAUGUAGAUAAAUAUGAAAAUGCUCGGAAUUAAAUAAAAACAAUAAUUUUGUUUUUCUUUUGAUGUGUCCCCCGUCGGACGGAUUCCUUUUGAUUGUUUUAAGUUUAUUUUAUACAAAAGUAUAGGUUUUUUACUUAUCAAUUGAGGCACUACGAUGUCUGCCGGGUCAGCUAGUAUUUUAUACGUUAAUUUUCAAACUGUUACAAAUAAUUUUUCAUUUGGCAACACUGUGUUGUGUAGGAUCACAUUACUAUAACUGAUAGCUAUUAAAGUAUUUCUUAGAUGCAUGUAAAUCCGUGUCGUAUCGUACCAAACAAAAACAAUUCAGCGUCAUUUAUAACUUUCGUUAUAGAAAUAGAGACUAAAACGUUGGAUUCGAUGACCAGUUUUGCAUUGUAUUAGAUUUAAGCGAAAUAAAAGUGUUUGCAGAUUUCUAGAAAUUAUAAUAAUAUGAAUAAUAAA
Messenger RNA from Bombyx mori (domestic silkworm), 1352 nucleotides. RefSeq names its product phosphatidylethanolamine binding protein. The record is from RefSeq and is a predicted model, not a curated record. The transcript is spliced from 4 exons. The coding region runs from base 16 to 651 and encodes 211 amino acids. Lineage: Eukaryota; Metazoa; Arthropoda; Insecta; Lepidoptera; Bombycidae.